AUGCAGCAUCGGCACGAUAUGCUGGAUACUAUACUUUAUUGGAUUGCGGGGACGGGGAAUAAGGAUACUCGACAGAUAAUCGACCCAGAUGCUGUGUUUCACGGUGACAAGAUCCAGGAGUAUUCGGAAGGCAAAUCGUCUAUUACUGAUCUGGCGGACUUUUCCCAGCCAGCUAUACCUCUCCAACAACUCACCAUCACCAAUUUACCAGAUAACCAUGAUGACCGACUUCAUACUUCAGAAUCUUUCUUGAAACUUAUGUCAAUGGCUAGUCUUAGGGAUCUCAGAAUCCAUGUUGAGGCACAAAGAGAUCUACAUCACCCCGUUCGUGCACCCGACGGUUCUUCGCCAUUCAGUCCAGGGAAGUACAAGUUUUUCAACAACUUGUAUGUCUCGUGGCUCGCUCCAGAUAUCGCCAAAAACCUGCAGACUCUAACUCUGCAUUGUAAAGACUUCUGGGGAUGGUUUCCCAAGAUGGAUCUUCGCCGCAUUGAAUUACCCCAGUUGAAAGUUCUAUCUCUUGGACGAUAUGUCUUCAGCCAUCAGUGGCAAAUUGACUGGUUCGCAUCAAUUGGGAAACAAAAUGGCAGUGGAGGAUUAGAAGAGCUUUAUCUUCAUGAUUGUCCUAUUCUUUACGAAGCUACCCAUAUCGGCCCUUUCGACACAUUUGAUCCCGGCUAUCCUCUUCUGAAGUCAGUGCUGGGCAUUGUCGGAGAGCGUGAAACUCACAAAUAUCCAAUUCGAUGGCAUGCUAUAUUCUCACAGUGGGCUAGAUCAUUGAAUAAACUCAAGGUCUUUCACAUGGGAAGAAGUACAUACCAGAACAGUCUACAAGAUACCUUUACGAAGACGCACCAAGAUGUCCAAGACAAACCACUGCGUCAACGAAUCUGGUAUGAUCUUCUAGAAGAGCUGGCAAGCCCGUGUCCUUCAGGACCUGUGGCUCACUCACGUCUGGAACACGCAUCGAACUUAGAAGGGCAAAUGACGAGUGUCAAAUUUAAUCAAAAUCGAGAUUUCCAGAUGAAGUAUAUCAAAUACAACAUUGAGAGAGAGCGCUAUAAUGCAUAUUGGCCAUGGGUUCAUCCAGGGGAGCCCUACGAGUGUUGGGCACCGGAAGAAGAUACUGUCAUGAGAGACGAUGCCGCUUAUGAAAUGCUCAUGGAUGCGGUUGAUUCAAGGGCCAUAAAUCAUGACGAUAUGUCCAAUGUCUUCAACCUCCUGUAA
Molecule: messenger RNA, 1227 nt
Organism: Fusarium graminearum PH-1
Lineage: Eukaryota; Fungi; Ascomycota; Sordariomycetes; Hypocreales; Nectriaceae
Exons: 2
Coding region: 1-1227 (408 amino acids)
Source: RefSeq, a predicted model, not a curated record